AUGGUUUUGUUUUUUCCAAGCACUGAGAAAUAUGUAACCUACAAUGAGAAGGAACUGAAACGUUUUAUUAGGUAUGCGUUUGCAUUUUUUCUGAUUACGUAUCUUCAAGUACCAAAUGUUAAUGUGGUUUAUUUUGUCGCUUCUGACAAGCUGAUAAUCACAUCAGCUUCCCUUUACAUUCCAAUAUACAUGAUGAUCAAGAAACAGAAGCAUUUAACCUCCGCGCAGUUCCACAGACCACAAAGAUAUGUCAUGUGUCAACUAAUAGUAAUAUUGCUCUGCAGAUUAGUGAUCCAGCUACCGAUUAUUUUACUGUCAGACAAUACUGCAGUUGCUAUGAGUAACUAUGAAAUUAUCGAGAUUGCGACUACAUGUCUAACCAUUCAGUUGGCUUACUUGGGAUGUUGCAAAAGAAAUUUGGAGAGCCUCAAAAGUUUUUUGUUGGAAAAGUGGUGGAUUCGGUUGCUGCUUUGCAAGUACUUGGAAGAAAGAGAGCUGGCAGAGGAGUUCACAGAACUACGGAAAGACGAGAGAAGAGCUGUUAAGAAAGAAGAUCAAACAGGAGAUCAAACGACAUCAUCGAUCACAGAAUCAACAGUGGGAGUUGGUGAAAGAGGAGUUUCAAUUUGUUAG
This is a messenger RNA of Caenorhabditis remanei, 633 nucleotides long. RefSeq lists its product as uncharacterized. Lineage: Eukaryota; Metazoa; Nematoda; Chromadorea; Rhabditida; Rhabditidae. The transcript is spliced from 4 exons. Bases 1 to 633 code for a protein of 210 amino acids. The record is from RefSeq and is a predicted model, not a curated record.